AUGGCACCCAGCUCUGCCAGCUCCCACCACCCCAGCCACACCCAGCUCUGCCAGCUCCCUCCGCCCCAGUCAUGCCCAGCUCUGCCAGCUCCCACCACCCCAGCCACACCCAGCUCUGCCAGCUCCCUCCGUUCCAGCCACACCCAGCUCUGCCAGCUCCCACCACCCCAGCCACACCCAGCUCUGCCAGCUCCCCUCCGCCCCAGUCAUGGCCAGCUCGGCCAGCUCCCCACCACCCCAGCCACACCCAGCUCUGCCAGCUCCCUCCGUUCCAGCGACACCCAGCUCUGCCAGCUCCCACCACCCCAACCACACCCAGCUCUGCCAGCUCCCUCCGCCCCAGUCAUGCCCAGCUCUGCCAGCUCCCACCACCCCAGCCACACCCAGCUCUGCCAGCUCCCUCCGUUCCAGCCACACCCAGCUCUGCCAGCUCCCACCACCCCAGCCACACCCAGCUCUGCCAGCUCCCUCCGCCCCAGUAAUGCCCAGCUCUGCCAGCUCCCACCACCCCAGCCACACCCAGCUCUGCCAGCUCCCUCCGUUCCAGCCACACCCAGCUCUGCCAGCUCCCUCUGCCCCAGCCACACCCAGCUCUGCCAGCUCCCUCCGCCCCAGUCAUAUUCAGCUCUGCCAGCUCCCACCACCCCAGCCACACCCAGCUCUGCCAGCUCCCUCCGCCCCAGCCACACCCAGCUCUGCCAGCUCUCUCUGCCCCAGCCACACCCAGCUCUGCCAGCUCCCUCCGCCCCAGCCACCCCCAGGAGUAGACAGUGA
This is a messenger RNA of Puccinia graminis f. sp. tritici CRL 75-36-700-3, 774 nucleotides long. RefSeq lists its product as uncharacterized. The record is from RefSeq and is a predicted model, not a curated record. The coding region runs from base 1 to 774 and encodes 257 amino acids. The transcript has a single exon. NCBI's taxonomy places the organism in Eukaryota, Fungi, Basidiomycota, Pucciniomycetes, Pucciniales, Pucciniaceae.